AUGGAGGAAUACAAGGCAGAUGUGCGCCAUCACUUCCCACAGCUGCUGAUAGCUCUCCUGGAGACGAUUUCCAACUUCCUCUACGACCAGGAAUUCCUCAAGUGAGUAGUGUGUCACAAAGGGGCCAAUGGAAUCCUUUCUCCUUCGACCUCUGGGGGUUUCCAUUUCAGCCUGGUUUUCCAAAGGAGACUGUCCGUCAGGUGACUACCAGGGAGCAAGGAUGGGGACGGAAUUUGAUCCUGUUUGCAUGUCAAGGCAGAUCUGCAUGAUUCACCAUUUCUGGAAAAGUUACCGUAUUUUUUGCUCUAUAAGACGCACCUUUUCCCUCCUAAAAAGUAAGGGAAAAUGUGUGUGCAUCUUAUGGAGUGGCUAAGCCCGAAGCUAGAACAGCGAGAUGGAGCGCUGUGCAGCGCUCCCUCUAGCUAUUCUGGCUUUUGGAUAGCCCCCGCGAAGCCUCCGUAGGGCAGCAGGACGAAGGCUCCUCUUGUGGGAAGUGGGGGGGAAGGGACAGAGCGCGCGGCUCUGUCCCUUCCCCCACUUCCCAGAAAAGCCCCCAAGAACCGCACUCCCUUUAAAGAGCGCACGGUUCUUGCAGGAGAUGGGGGAAGGUACAGGGGGCAGCUUACCCACGCGCAGCCUCUUCCAGGCAGGGGGAGCCUUCAUCCCGCUGCCCGGGAGAGGCUUCAGCGGCUAUCCCAGAAGCCACAACAGCAAGAGGCUAUCCCAGAAGCCAGAUCCCUCUUGCUGUUCUGGCUUCUGGGAUUCAGAAUUCCCCCCCCUUGUUUCCUCCCCUCCAGACUAGGUGCGUCUUAUCGUCUGGUGCGUCCUAUAGAGCAAAAAAUAUGGUAACUUCUGGGGUAGCCUCGUAAAUGUGGUUUUCCAGUUUGGUUCUUGGUUCUCUGGCUUACAAUAAUCAAAUACCAAACAGUACAGAAAACAAGGAUCUUUUGAUGCUAUCCUGCUCAGAGCAGCUGUUGGGUCCCCUGCCCCAAAAAAGAUCCCCGAUCUCCAAAGCCUGUGGCAAUGACCUUCCUGGUAAUACUGGCCUUGCUUUGGUUACAGAGGGGCUAAGGAGCUUCUCCAUCUCCUUCUCGGCACCACUGGAGAGCAACCAGAGAUGGCCAUCGUAGACCAGCUUUUCAGACGGUGACCUUCAGCCAGGGGUUGUCUACCAUGGUGAAGUAAGAGGAAGAACACCGUGAGCUCCCAAUAGUAUGGCAAACGGAGCUCAAGGCACGGGAUAGGACUGUGCCCCUGUCUGCUUUCUGUGGUGUCUUCCCCUUCCUUAGUAAGAUCUAGUUCUCCAUUUCCAGGCUCUCGGAAAGUGAUGCUGGCUAUGGAACCCUCCCAUGGUGGAAAACAUCACCACUGCUCUCAACAACAAAGAUGUUGCCAGAAUGCCACAAGAAGAAGCAGCCAUCUGCAGCGAGGUGA
Molecule: messenger RNA, 1434 nt
Organism: Podarcis lilfordi (Lilford's wall lizard)
Lineage: Eukaryota; Metazoa; Chordata; Lepidosauria; Squamata; Lacertidae
Source: the annotation of a GenBank genome assembly